ACGUGCUUUAGCUUUACUAACAUUAAUAUUCCACUAAUUAAAAGCGGUAUUGCGCGCGCCUUCAAGGUGCCUGGUUUGUAAACAUUCUACUCACAUGAGACGCCCGCCCGACCAGCAUAAUCUUACAUUAUAUAAAAUAAGUGAAUUUUAGUUGUACACAAUGAAUUUAAACAGCGUCUGUUUCGACGAACAACUGCCAUUUUUACAGUACAUUAACCAGUAUUAUUUAGUGUAUUCCCUUACUCUUGUAUCUUUUGCUACUGUAUUUGGGUUAGUAUGGAUUCUGAAACAAUACACUUACUUUGAAAAGCACAAGAUUAUCAGAGGAAAGACCCCUGUUAUUCCCUAUGGGAAUUUUGGUGAAGUAAUUAAGCAAGAAGUUUGUCUGCAUGUGUUCUUAUGGAAGCAAUACAAGAAAUUUAAGAGCAAACAGUGUAAAGUAGGUGGUUUGUAUUUAUUUCUAAAACCCACCCUAGUUGACUGCUCUCUAAGCUAUAGUGAUCUUCAACAAAUAUUUCCUAGAGAGCCAGGGACACCCAAACAAGGUAUUAUUAAAGACCAGUUCUUAGACAGUUUUGUGGAAAAAUUUAACAACUCAAUGAAAAAGGCUUUAGCGGAUAAAUUAACCUCUAAAGAGGAACAUGUAAUAGUUUUUAGAGAUUUUAUACUUGAAUCUACAUGUCUAGCUUUUGGAUUUAACUGCUUUGAAAUAAUUGAACCAAUUAAUCGAUUAUUAAAAUUAAGAUCGAACCUUUCUUUGAAAUACUACCUAUCUCUUAUUUUCCCUCUAUUACAAACCAAACCUCUUCACAAAGACUUGACGAUCUUCCUAAAAGAGGCCAUGGAACAAAGGAAAAAAACUGAUAAAAAAGAGACUGAUUUUAUACAAGCAUUUAUAUCAUUUUAUAAUGAAUCGACAAAUAUUUCAAUGAAUGAUCUCAGUGAAGAAGUUUAUAAUAUGUUUGCGGAUAUGCUUACUUAUUCCUAUUCUACGUUGAUUUUUUGUCUGUACGAAUUAGCCAAUGCGGAAGAGGUCCAGGAGGAGUUGCUAGGAGAAAUAAGAAGGUUUAAUAACAAACAUGGAAGCUUCAGUUAUGAAAAUAUCGUGGAGUUGGAGUAUAUGGAUGCGGUGAUUAAAGAAACCUUGAGAAAAUACCCACCAAUUUCAACCAUAAUCCGGUCUUCUGGCAGCAGAAGUUUGGAAAAUAUACCCUGUAAAGGGACCUUAGUAUUACAGUCCAUAUUGGGAAUUCAUAGAGAUCCAGAGUUUUACUUAAAACCAGAAACUUUUGAUCCAGAUCGAUUUUUACAAACGCAAAUGAGUGAAAGCAAAACUUUUUUACCAUUUGGAACAGGGCCAGACAAUAAAUUUUAUACCAGACUAAUAACGUUACAGGUUGGAGUAGUAUUAAUCAGUAUUUUUUCUCGUUUAAAGGUAAAAAUGAAAAAGGACAGCAGACUUAAUUAUAAUCCGAAAGUCGUAUAUUUAAGCCCCAAAGAGGAUCUCAACUUUAGUUUUACAGCAAUAUAAGUUAGUUAUAAAAUAAAUUUUCAUUGUAUAUAGUAUAUUAUAAAUAGACCCUGUACAUUGC
Anthonomus grandis grandis is the source of this 1592-nucleotide messenger RNA. Its product is annotated as probable cytochrome P450 6a23. Bases 161 to 1531 code for a protein of 456 amino acids. The transcript has 3 exons. Lineage: Eukaryota; Metazoa; Arthropoda; Insecta; Coleoptera; Curculionidae. Gene Ontology annotation, molecular function: oxidoreductase activity, acting on paired donors, with incorporation or reduction of molecular oxygen; heme binding; iron ion binding. The record is from RefSeq and is a predicted model, not a curated record.